GUGCUGUUAAGUAGCUCUUGUUGCUAAGGCGACGAGAGCUCGAAGCAGUAGCUAUGGAUGACAACAGACGGGACUGAAUAGCUCGUUUUCAUUGGUUUUCAGUAGUUCAGUAGUAGUUUUUUUGUUGACCAUACAAUCAUUUCUCUUCGCUGGUCAUUUUUUCUGAAUGCUAUCUGGAACUUCUGUUAGUCACGUUUGUUUCACACUCCUUGUACAUGAAAGCGAGUGUGUCAAGUUGUGACCACAGCUUGCAACAUCCACGUUAUUGUCGUCAUGAUCCUGUCUCGAGUUAAGCCAGCUGUCGGCGGAGAGGCUCCAGCCAGCGAGAAGAAGAAGAAAAACAAGGGGAAGAAGACUUCACGCGUGGAGGACUACCUGAUCCAGAGAGACUACCUGGGAGCAAUCACACUGCUGGAGUUCCAGCGUAGUGCAGGAGAGAGAGAGGAGGAUGCAGAUCUGUGGCUGGGCUACUGUGCUUUUCACCUGGGGGACUACAGGAGAGCCAUGGAGGAGUACAGAGCUUCGACCCAGAGGUCAGGCUGUCCAGUCGAUGUGUGGGUGUACCUGGCCUGCACACUCUUCUUCCUGGGGCUCUACAAGGAGGCUGAGGAGGCUGCUCUGAAAGCUCCAAAGAGUCAGCUGCAGAACAGGUUGCUCUUCCACUUGGCCCACAAGUUCAACGAUGAGAAGAAGCUGAUGGGCUUCCACCAGAACCUGGAGGACGUGACUGAAGACCAGCUCAGCCUGGCUUCCAUUCACUACAUGCGCUCUCACUACCAGGAGGCCAUCGACAUCUACAAGCGCAUCUUACUGCAGAACAGAGACUUCCUAGCCCUCAAUGUGUACGUAGCGCUGUGCUACUACAAGCUGGACUACUACGACGUGUCCCAGGAGGUUUUGGCGGUGUACCUGCAGAGCAUCCCUGAUUCCACCAUCGCGCUCAACCUCAAGGCCUGCAACCACUUCAGGCUCUACAACGGCAAGGCAGCUGAGGCCGAGUUGAAGAAUCUGAUAGAUAUCUCCUCCAGCUCCUUUGAGUUUGCCAAGGAACUCAUCCGGCAUAACUUGGUGGUGUUCCGGGGUGGAGAAGGGGCCCUGCAGGUGCUGCCCCCCCUGAUCGACGUGAUCUCGGAGGCUCGUCUCAACCUGGUCAUCUACUACCUCAGGCAAGACGAUGUGCAGGAGGCCUACAAUCUCAUAAAAGAUCUGGAACCCACCACGCCACAGGAGUAUAUUCUGAAAGGUGUGGUAAAUGCAGCUUUGGGACAAGAAGUUGGCUCGAGGGAUCACCUGAAGAUCGCACAGCAGUUCUUCCAGCUGGUCGGAGGCUCCGCUAGUGAAUGCGAUACCAUCCCUGGCAGGCAGUGCAUGGCUUCCUGUUUCUUCCUGCUAAGGCAGUUUGAGGAUGUGCUCAUCUACCUCAACUCAGUAAAGAGUUACUUCUACAAUGAUGACACAUUCAAUUUCAACUACGCCCAGGCCAAGGCUGCGGUUGGCAACUACAGGGAGGCAGAAGAGGUGUUUCUGCUGAUUCAGAGUGAGAAGAUCAAGAAUGACUAUGUGUACCUGAGCUGGCUUGCACGCUGCUAUAUCAUGAACAAAAAGGCCCGUUUAGCCUGGGAGCUGUAUCUGAAAAUGGAGACUUCAGCCGAGUCCUUCAGCCUCUUGCAGCUCAUUGCCAACGACUGCUACAAGAUGGGGCAGUUCUAUUACUCGGCGAAGGCUUUCGAUAUUCUGGAGCGGCUCGACCAAAACCCCGAGUACUGGGAGGGCAAGAGAGGGGCCUGUGUGGGCAUCUUUCAGCUCAUACUGGCUGGCAGAGAGCCCAGAGAGACACUGAGAGAGGUACUUCCACUGCUGAGGAACACUGGAAACCCACAGGUGGAGUACAUCAUCAGAGCCUUAAAGAAAUGGGCCAAGGAUAACCGAGUCUCACUGUAGGAACAGAUUACAAUUCAGCAGCGUAACACAAGUGCUCAGAUAAUCGGGUAGGACCCUCUGUCAACUACUGCACAAGACAAAGUAUUAAGCACCAGCUAUGCUGGUGAUUUCAAUUGCACGUCCCCAUAAAAAAAAUUAAAUAAGCCUUUGAUCAUCCCAAAAAUGUAUAAACUGGAUGCCUAUCCCCAGACUGAACUACAACAUGUAAGGGUGUGAUGAAAUCUGUCUGUAAUGUACAUUUACGUUACAAAGUUCACUCCAAUUAACCUUUACAAUACAUGUAUUUGUAUAGAAACAAAUUGAAAACAUCAAAUGUCUUUCUUAGGCAGUUACAUGUAAAUUCACUUCAUGCAAUAAAUAUCCCCAGGCACACAAACUCACCACACCAUGUAACAUGUACUAUAGUUUUAUUUGCAAUAUUGUUUUAACAUUUAUAUACUUAAUAUAGUUGUGAAUUUAUACAAGUAUGUAUGUAUCAUGCAAUUGUGUAGUCAGUUCUUCUGUACAGUGUCCAAUUAAAGAGCUAUUUUUUAUUCACA
Molecule: messenger RNA, 2480 nt
Organism: Anguilla anguilla (European eel)
Lineage: Eukaryota; Metazoa; Chordata; Actinopteri; Anguilliformes; Anguillidae
Gene: ift56
Product: tetratricopeptide repeat domain 26
Exons: 18
Coding region: 274-1941 (555 amino acids)
Biological process (GO): intraciliary anterograde transport; intraciliary transport involved in cilium assembly
Cellular component (GO): ciliary basal body; intraciliary transport particle B; ciliary base
Molecular function (GO): intraciliary transport particle B binding; protein binding
Source: RefSeq, a predicted model, not a curated record